GCAUCACGAAAUAUAAUGAAGAAUGCUAUCGAAAACGCAUUAUAUCGUUGUUUCAUUUUUCAGGGCCUAGAUAGCAGCGGAAGGCCAGCCUUCGUCCUCUACUUUCGCGUUCGCUACUAUGUGGAUACGCCGUUGCUUCUAAGCGAUGAAACAACGCGUCACCACUAUUACCUGCAACUGCGAGACAAUGUCGUCAGGCAUGGCGGCGGUGUGGAGAACCUCCACCCUCACCACCCCCUGCACGAGCCGUCUAUCGUUACGCCCCUGCUUACACUCGCGGGCCUUGCCCUACAAGCCGAUCUUGGGGACUACUCCGAGGAACGGCAUAGGCCACACGCAGGAUCUGUGGGAUACUGCAAGCCAACGGAUUACCUUCCGCCUCACAUGUGCCUCGAAUCGAAUGUGCUGGCCGUGCUCGCGGCACAACACAGGGACAACCGUGGCCUCUCCAGAGAGGAGGCAGAGCUGCAAUAUAUCCGGGAGGCAGUGCUGCUGGAGGCGCCGCUCAACGCUCACCUCUAUCGGUUGCGAAGAAGCAAGAACGAGGCAGGACCCGGGCGAAUACUCCUCGCCAUAUGCGCUCGCGGGGUGCGAGUCUACGCCGAGGAGGAGACACCGCGUGUCUUCGCCUGGAACAACAUCGGCAAACUCUGUUUCGACCGGAAGAAAUUCGAAAUCCGCGCAGUCGAUCAGCCGGACAAGCUCACUCUUUACAGCGGAUGCGAUGAUAAAAGCAAACUGCUCUUGGGACUCUGCCGAGAUACCCAUCAGUUCACCAUGGCCAUAGCACCUAGAGUAAACGAAGCGAAGAGGCGCGAGGAGGAAGAGAGGAAGGUACUCCGCGACUGCUACAUGUAUCCAGCCCGGUGCAAGCUCAGUUUAACGGCGCGAGGCGCGCGUGGCGACCAACGAAUUUCUGUUAUCUCGAGCACGUCGUCGAAUACGACUUCUGGAAUUGUCAGCGACCGGGUUCACAGCGAGGACGAACCGGACACAGCGCCCGCCUCUACCGAGUGUCUGCCGCGUCUUACUGAAAAUACUCAACACUCCGGUGUUCAGUGCAACGUUCUAAACGGAUCGAACGUAGACGUCGACGAUCGUUCUCUACCGUCGUCUCCAGUCUCCACCGUGGACGAAGUGGACGGUGCGGACAGUACGCCUACGACGGCUGCACUGCGAUUAGCAUCGAGCGCGGCGACAGCGGCCGAAGGGUCGCAAUGUAGCAGCAGCUGCAGCACGGUCGUAGUCGUGAACGCACCUGCUGGUGGACCGCCGCGAAUGCGGCGCACGUCCGCGACUUCGAGCUUGGAACUUGGUUAUUCGCAUACAGCACAGAAUUCGGCGGUUUCGUCGGAAACCGCCAGCUUUCCUGGCGCGAUUUACGACAGAUGCAAAAAAGCUGGCAAAUACGCAGCUACCGACAUCGCAAGCGAAACCAGUGGAGUGUACACGCUUAGGAGUAGCGAGAUGCAAGACGAAAGAAUGGGAGAUCUAUAUUCGCCAACUGGUGACGCGAACGAAUCGUCGACAGCGAGCGAUGUGUGUGCCUUAAGUUCCGUCCAAUCCACUACCGACGAGGCAUCCGUGACAUCCGGGUUUUACACGAUCCAUAGCGGCCUUAGAUCUGAGACGAGCGACGUGUACACGGAAGACGUCGGAACCGAAGAUCAGGAACCAAUUUACAGUAUCUGUAAAGGUGACGAGGACGUGGCUAACGUCGUGUCCAGCAUGUCAGCAGUUUCCCUGGAUCAACAGCUGGAAGACUCUAGAUCACGCAGCAAUAGUAUACUCAGCGCAGGGAGUUUCAGAGGCGACGGUAGCGAUCCUUCGAACGUUGGACCGUUGCUGUCAGCGGACGAGCUCUCUGAUUUGAUAGUCGGCCGAUAUCCUCCGAGGAAGACUAUCAGCAAUUCCAUGGAUUCCGACUGCGAUUACGUCACUAUGCCUCCGCCACCUCCGCCACCGAGGACAGACAGCGACCGGCAACUUCCUCCGCCUCCUCCUUAUCCCGUGAGCAUGGACUAUGCAACGAUAAACUCACCGCGCCCUAAGAUACCGGAAAGGGAACCUCCGCCCCCGCCGCCGUAUAACGCUACUCGCGGCGAAUUCGUCCCUCUGCCACCAAGAAGAACCGAUCCACCGCCGCCACCGCCGCCUUACACCUCGCCAAGAGAAAGAAUUCAAAUACCGCCGCCCACGCCUCCGAGAAACGACGCGGUGACACCCAGAGAACCGCCACCACCUCCGCCUUAUCCCGAGGUCUCGGAACUCACUCGGCAGGAAGUGAUUUCCAAGCUGUACCCGAGCGCUACGGAAGAGAUCUUGCCGAGGGUGACGUCGACCAAGAUACAAACGAGCCUGGCUAGCAGCAAGUUGAGCGCCGGGCUGACGGCGAACUCCAAGACCGGCAUUGCCACCGGUCAACCGCUGAACGGCGACGUUGCAUCGUCCAUCGCCCCGAAACCACCGCCAAGAAUUCAACCGCCUACUUAUCCCGGUGAUAAAAUGAAACCCACGCCGGUACACGCGCCAGUCGCGGCUCUCGUCGUCGGCCCGAACAAUUACCUGGACGUGCACGCUUCGCGAGGUGGUCCGGUUCUGUUGCCUUACUUAACACCACCGCCGCCCCCGCCACCUCCUCCGCCGCCAAUAGUACACCCUAGGCAACCGCCACCGCCGCCGCCUAGCCUGGCUACCGUUUACACGAGUCAAGUCGCGAGGUCUCAGAUAGAACAGUACAAACAGCAACUGUACUCGGACGUCGAUUACGUGAUGUUCCCGUUGAAGGAUCCCGCGGUCUCCAAGCAAGAGUACAUCGACGCGAAACAGGGAUCGCUACUCGCGGCCAUGGCUGCCUAUCCUCCCCCGCCUUAUCCUUCGUUUAAUAACAAAUCGUUAGUAAUGUACCGUAGCACGCCAUACCUUCCCGGCUCUUCGUUCUCGUCGCCCACGAAAUACGCUUCCAACCAGAAUCUUAGUAGUAGCGACACCAGCUCUAACAAUUACUUACCGCAUAGCAAUCUGAGCAGCCACUACGCUGCUAGCACCAGUUCGCUAUACAGCGGAGCUACUUGUUCGUCGGCAGGAAGCCAGAGUCUUAGACGCGAACCACCCGCCCCGGCGCAUCCGCACACGCUCCACGCCUUCUCCAGAACGAGGAGCGACGAGAACAUUUUGAAGUGCUUCGACUCGCCGUCGAGCAAACUACAAUCUCUGCCGCAAUUGAAACAUCGCAGGCUGCCGCCGCCUCCUCCGCCACCUCCUUAUGAAAUACAGAAUCUUGAAAAGAAUCAACCGCUUCCGUCCGCGUCUUCGUCAUCGUCUUCGCCGACGAAGACGUCGAAAGCUAUGGAAGAACGCGAGGAGGGAAAGGAAGACGGAAUGUUGGACAUUCGAACGCUCCGCGAGAAGAGUCGCAACUUAGACCUGCCGCUGAUAUCGGCGUUGUGCAACGACAGAUACCUGUUGAAACAAACGAAAGCCUUCGUCAUGCCGAAGCAUCCGUCGGAGGCGACUUCGUCGACGUCCGCGAAGAACAGCGCGCGAAGCAACAACGGUGGGACCUCGAGUAGAAACAAAUAUCCAGUGAGUGGUCUAUCCACGACGCAGAUCAGUAAACCGCCGAGGAAAUCGUCGACCAGUACUCAUAAACACCCGACCGAGGCGAAAGGCAACGCGUACAAAGUGACGAACUCGACGAACGUUUCGUCGCCCACCAAAAAGGAUCCGACCAGAGCGUCUCACUCGUAACGAGAAACAAAGAAUCGGAGCUUGUCGUUCUAUGCGACGCUAUGAACAAUUCUGUACCUCGAUCAAAGUACAUUCCACGAGGCUGACCAAACGAUUCCAUCGCCGAGACUGUGUCGAUGAAUGAAGCAUGACGCUAUUAUAUUGGAAUCGUUUGGGCGCUGAUGAAUAAGGGAGGCAACGGUAAAGGAAGAAAUUGUUUCGACGUGACUCGUAACUGCUCUGUCUUUCAUACAAAGGAUGACGGCGAAGAGAAAAGUCUUAACGACACAAGUACUUAAACAGCAUUCGGACACAGACCGUGCUUCUUCAACUCAGGGUGCCAUUUUACCGUUUACGAUUUUACUACUCGCUGCGAAUACUCAACGAAAAGACAAGACAUCAAGAUAAUACAUUUAGACCUCUGUGUAAUUUCAAACAAGGUAUUUGUUACGUAAUAUUUUUCUCUCUCUCCUGUUUUUAACUUCGUUCUUAUGAUCUCUGCGAUAUCCCUCGAAAAAAAAGAAACAAAGUUGUACUCUUCUCCCGAGGACGAAGUUCUCUUUAGCAGAGGUACAACGACAAUAAAAUCGUCCCUUGCCUCUCCUCGUUUUCUUUUUAAAAUUGCUCAAUUAAGCAUCUCGGCGCGAAACGAUGUAAGAAUUGAAUGCAAAUUUUGUAAAUCGCGAUGAAAGAGUGGAAAAACGCUUUUGCGUAUAUAGUUAUCCGAGAAUUCUUGUUAGGUACUAUGUAAUUGCGCAGAUAUUUUUAUACUUUAGAUAGACAGGUACGAUUAUUGUAACUAAAGAAAUAGUACCUUCCCUCUCAACGUCUACGAAAGUAAUAUUUAUUACCAUUCAGAAAAAUCUUGUCCCUAUAAUUUCUUUUCUAUAACUUUCCUUUUGUCCUUAAUAAUUGAAUUUGCGCGUUCGCUUUAUAUUUCGCAUCCCAAGAAGCAUCCGCGUGUAACUCUAAGCAUAGUCGUUCACUUAGAAGAGUUUAAGAGUUUUUAAGUACUUCGUUUCUCUCCUUCUGAACGACCAAGUGCGUCGCGUCGAAGCGAGAGAAUCGAAGUAAAUCGGCAUAUUUCCCGAGUUACGACGAUCGAGUAACAUAAAUUGCACUACAGAAUUACGCGCGCAGGACUACUACAAUAGAAAGUAACGAGUGACAAUCUUUAAAAGUUGUACAAGAUUCACGUCAGAGCGAAUCUUUCGAAUAUUAAUGUCAUACUGUAAUGGGUAAUAAUUUAGCAGUAACGUUGACUUAUGUUAAUUAAUAGUAGAUUUUAAUAAUUACAACAUGACCCAUACCUGUACAUAGUAUUUGCGUGAAAAACCAUAGGACUUGUUGUAGUCGGAAACCUCAUGUAUGUACCACGCGUCACCUCAGCUACGAAUAAUAAACUUUUUUUAUAAUGAA
Messenger RNA from Ceratina calcarata, 5148 nucleotides. RefSeq names its product protein expanded. Gene Ontology annotation, biological process: positive regulation of hippo signaling. The transcript is spliced from 8 exons. Lineage: Eukaryota; Metazoa; Arthropoda; Insecta; Hymenoptera; Apidae. The record is from RefSeq and is a predicted model, not a curated record. Gene Ontology annotation, cellular component: cytoplasmic side of apical plasma membrane; cytoskeleton. The coding region runs from base 16 to 3750 and encodes 1244 amino acids.